AUGACACAUGGCAACCUGCUCCCGGAGCACCGCUCGUCCCCGUCCCCUCUCGAUCAAGGAGAGCUGGGACCCGCUCUUCCGGCAACCGCCAAUGAGUCAGGAGAUCUCCAACCAGAGGUCUACGGGGAAAUAUCCCUCAGCCGCGCAAUCUCCCUCCUCUUGGGAUUGCAAAACCAAGUCAUCCGGCUCGAGCGGGAACUCGAGGAAAUCAAGGAAGUCAACAAGGAAGCCCAAGACUGGAUGGGAGCAGUCAACCAAACCCUCACUCGAAUCAAGGCUAGCGGGGGGCCCCAACCCCACACACCAGAAGACCGGAAACCCCCGGCAGUGGAGGCCACGCCCAGGCCCAUACCCAAAACCGACACUCUUCCAGCGCCUAGUGCGCCCCUCAUUGCCUGGGCUAACCCCACCAAACCCCCCCUCACAUUUGCCCAACCAACCCCUGUCCGGGCCCCCCCGAGAGUCCAUACUCCCGCUCCACCUUCGCCUAUCAGGCUCCAAUCCCCCCUUGCCCCUCAACCAGCGGCUCCAGUAGUCGCUUAUCAAGCCCCCGUCAAGGUGGACCACCCUGACGCCUAUACGGGGAAAAUUGGAAACAAGUCCAGGCAAUGGCUCACUAGGAUGAUGGCAUGGGUCUGCCUCAAUCAGCGGAUGUUCCCAACCGAUCAGGAGGUCCUAUCAUUCCUCCUGAUGAACAUGAAGGACAUGGCAGGAGCCUGGGCACACCCCCACCUCGACCAACUAGGGUCCCACAGGGCCAUCAUUCAAACAGUUGAGGAUUUUAAGAGGGAAUUCCUGGCCGCAUUUGGGAACCCGGAUGCCACACGAGCUGCUGAGCAGCAGAUCACAAACCUUACUCAGACAGGAACCUGCGCUGAGUACAUCACUAAGUUCAGGACCAUCGCCAUGGACCUGGACUGGAACGACGCCGCCCUUUGUGGGCAAUUCGCACGUGGCCUCCACUGGGAGGUCAGCCGUCUCCUCGCCACUCGGGAACGGCGCCCCACCACCCUCCUUGAGCUGCAGAACGCGGCUCUGGUCAUUGACAACGCCCUCCGAGAAGAGCGCGCCAGCCACCCGCCUAAGGGUAAUAAGUCUGGCACCUCCAACACCACCCCCAAUAGGGGGGCAAGUACUGGCCAACAGGCCACGAGACCAGGGCGCCUAUCCAGCGAUCCUAAUUUUGUCUCCGAGGAGGAGCGAAACCGCCGCAGGGCUGAAGGCCUCUGCAUCAAAUGCGGAAAAGCAGGGCAUAAGUUUGCAGAAUGCCGCACUGGCUGGAAGGCCACGCCUAAGGAGGAAGGCGUCAAAAAGGAAGCCGCCAAAAUUGGCGAAGAGUCUGGACCCGAAUCGGGAAAAGACUAA
Rhizoctonia solani is the source of this 1365-nucleotide messenger RNA. Its product is annotated as Retrotransposable element Tf2 protein. Gene Ontology annotation, molecular function: zinc ion binding; nucleic acid binding. Lineage: Eukaryota; Fungi; Basidiomycota; Agaricomycetes; Cantharellales; Ceratobasidiaceae. The record is from RefSeq and is a predicted model, not a curated record. Bases 1 to 1365 code for a protein of 454 amino acids. The transcript has 2 exons.